AUGGUUGAAAGUGCAAGAGAUAGGGUUCUUAUUAGGGAAUUCGAUUAUGGCAAAGACAUUGAAGUGGUGGGGAAGAUUGAGAAGAAGUGUGAGAUUGGAUCUAAUACUAAGGGGACCUCCAUUUUCACCAACAUGAUGGGUGACCCUUUGUUUAGGAUUAGGUUCUUUCCACUUCAUCUCAUGCUGGUAGCUGAGUUGCGAGAGAAUGGGGAGCUUGUCGGAUUUAUCAGGGGUUGCAUCAAGCAUGUCGGUACUAAAUUUGGAAACAAAGAUUUGAAGUUGGGUUGCAUUCUAGGCCUUCGAGUAUCUCCAACACAUCGGCGAUUGGGGAUCGGCUUGAAACUUGUGAGAGCAAUGGAAGAAUGGUUGAUAAACAAUGGAGCUCACUACACUUUCCUAGCAACAGAGAAGAACAAUGUGGCCUCUAGGAAUCUCUUCACUGCCAAAUGCGAAUACAGAAACUUAAGCUCACUGCUCAUACUUGUUCAGCCGAUAAGUUUUUCAAUGGAGGAUGAUCCGUCUCAAGAUAUCAAAGUGGAAAAGCUGAAUAUAAGCCAGGCAAUCACUUUGUAUGACAACAAGCUCAAAGGCAAAGACUUGUAUCCUACAGACAUUGAUGCAAUUCUCAAGGAAAAGCUUAGCCUUGGCACAUGGGUUUCUUAUUUCAAACAAGACGAAUGGAUUGGUCUACACAGUAAAGAAAAAGAUGGUGAUAUUAUCAGCACAAUCCCUCCUUCUUGGGCCGUGUUUAGCAUAUGGAACUCUUGUGAAGCUAAUAUAAAGAAACCCCAUUAUCCUUGUUUCAAGCUUCUUCAUGAAAUUGUGAACCAUGCGAGGGAGAAGAUGUUCCCUUGUUUGAAGAUUCCAAUGUGUGACUACUCACUUGAGAGACCAUUGGGUUUCUUGUUUCUUUAUGGGAUCCAUGGAGAAGGAGAGAGGCUUGGAGAGCUCAUGGAAUCUGCAUGGAGUUUCGCACUGAGAUUGGGUAAAGAUAUCCAGAAUUGCAAGAUGAUAAUUACUGAGUUAGGAGUGUCGGAUCCGCUUAUGGAACAUGUCAGCCAUGCAUCAUCAUCCAAGUCAAGGAUCGAUGAUCUUUGGUACUUUAAGAAGGCGAACGGCUCCAUCAAUGAUGAAGACCACGAGCUUGGGAUGAUGGGAAAUGUGGUUGUCGAUCCUAGAGACUUUUAG
Messenger RNA from Hibiscus syriacus, 1188 nucleotides. RefSeq names its product probable N-acetyltransferase HLS1-like. The transcript is spliced from 3 exons. The record is from RefSeq and is a predicted model, not a curated record. Gene Ontology annotation, molecular function: acyltransferase activity, transferring groups other than amino-acyl groups. Bases 1 to 1188 code for a protein of 395 amino acids. Lineage: Eukaryota; Viridiplantae; Streptophyta; Magnoliopsida; Malvales; Malvaceae.